AUAGGGUUAGGGUUACUCACGAACCCCAAAAGUGUCAUGAUAUCUUUUGUAGCCGACUCUCUCACCUCUUUCUGAGGCAAGAAUGAACUCCACACAGCUGAAGUGUUCCCCCCUCACGCUCCUCAUGCACUCGGUCCAUUUUCUGUCCCCGUUAUUCACUGGUGUCUUUCCUUGUACAGCCCCUCCAAAGUCAGCUCUCUGACCACCAGCAGAGCCGUCUUCAUUUCCAGGACCUUCCUGAGCUAUUCCCGCCACGAUAAGCCCAGCUGAUGAGUUACUGGAUGAACAGCGACACGGGUUGAUAGAGCAAUUUAUAGACUUAUCGACAAAACCCUUUCAAAAGUAUGCUGAGGCGACGGAGUGUAAAAUGGCUACUAAUAUCAACUCCAAGCCAACAACACCAGGGUGCGACGGUUUAAGAAAGAAGCCAAAAGAUGCCGAGAGCAAGAGUGAUUUGGAGGAUAAUCAGAUAUCGGACGAAGAUUCCAAUGACGAGACACCUAGCGGAAAGAGAAAGCUGAUGUCAUGAGGAAACAAUAGAUAUAAUACCAUGUAACUAUACCCAUCUAUCAAUAGUAC
Aspergillus campestris IBT 28561 is the source of this 579-nucleotide messenger RNA. RefSeq lists its product as uncharacterized. NCBI's taxonomy places the organism in Eukaryota, Fungi, Ascomycota, Eurotiomycetes, Eurotiales, Aspergillaceae. The transcript has 2 exons. The record is from RefSeq and is a predicted model, not a curated record. The coding region runs from base 368 to 529 and encodes 53 amino acids.